Perca fluviatilis (European perch) is the source of this 11933-nucleotide messenger RNA. RefSeq names its product StAR-related lipid transfer (START) domain containing 9 (gene stard9). The record is from RefSeq and is a predicted model, not a curated record. The coding region runs from base 261 to 10883 and encodes 3540 amino acids. Gene Ontology annotation, biological process: microtubule-based movement. Gene Ontology annotation, molecular function: ATP binding; lipid binding; microtubule binding. The transcript has 32 exons. Lineage: Eukaryota; Metazoa; Chordata; Actinopteri; Perciformes; Percidae.
UGUCCAGCAGGAAGUUUAACUUCUUCAGUUGGGAGUAGUUGUUGAGACGGGGCGGGCGGUUAUAACCGUAGGAUUGAACCAACAACCAGCCUGUAGAGAAUGACUUGAACAACGGAUGGCAGGACAGUUUCCUCCCGGUCUCGAAGCUUUAUCGGACUAGCUAGCUAAUAUGCAAGAAGACUCAAAAUGCUCAGACGGGAACUGGUAUUUUACACCAGCUCCGAGUUAGUUAACUGUUGAGUUGUAUUCGUAAAGGCAUUAUGGCAAACGUUAAAGUUGCCAUUCGAGUCCGUCCUCUCACCGCAAGGGAGAGCGCGGAUGGAGGAAGGCUAGCAGUUCAGGUGGAGGACAAGCUUGUGAGCAUCAAAAAUGUAAAGCUGGAUGGACGUACAGACGGUGCUGUAGAUUCGAGGGAGAAGCUUCUGGAGUAUUGUUUUGACUACUGCUACUGGUCGGUGGACCCUGCAGAGCCUCACUAUGCCUCGCAGGAGGAGGUGUUCCAGGACCUGGGUGUUUCUGUGCUGUCCGCAGCCUCAGAGGGCUACAAUGUGUGUCUAUUUGCUUAUGGCCAAACAGGAUCUGGAAAGACGUACACCAUGAUGGGGACACCGGACUCCAUUGGCUUGACUCCUCGGAUCUGUCAGGGUCUCUUUAGGUCUGAAGACACUUUUUCUGAUGGGCAAAACUCAAGCAGAGUGGAGAUCAGCUUCCUGGAGAUCUAUAACGAGCGUGUGCGAGACCUGCUGAGAGGAGGAGAGCAGAAGAAAAGAGCCUCCCUGAGAGUUAGAGAACACCCGGAGAAAGGACCCUAUGUACAAGACCUGUCGCAGCACGUGGUCUCAGACUGCAAGCAUGCCAUGGAUCUUUUGGAGGAAGGCAUCGCCAACCGAAUCACCGCAGCAACCCACAACCACGAUGCCAGCAGCAGAUCCCACGCCAUCUUCACCAUCCAGUACACACAGGCAAUCCUAGAAAAAAACCUUCCUUCAGAAACUGUCAGCAAGAUUAACCUGGUGGACUUGGCUGGGAGUGAGCGAGCAGACCCCCACUACUGCAGGGAUAGAUUGACAGAGGGCUCUAACAUCAACAAGUCACUGGUCACUUUGGGCAUCGUCAUAUCUGCUCUUGCCCAGAACUCCCAGAUGUCCAGCAGCUGUCAGAGUAUCAACAGCAUGGCAUCUGAGGGCGAUGGCAGCACGGCAGGAAGCCACAGCAGCUCCCUGUCUGGAGGAGGUGGGAGGAGGCACUGCUUCAUCCCCUACAGAGACUCGGUCCUAACCUGGCUGCUGAAAGACAGCCUGGGCGGCAACUCCAAGACCAUCAUGAUUGCAACGGUCUCGCCCUCGGCUAGCAGUUACAACGAGACCCUCAGCACCCUGCGCUAUGCGGCCCAUGCCAGAAAUAUUGUCAACAAGCCUCGGGUUAAUGAGGAUGCCAAUGUACGCCUGAUCAGGGAACUGAGAGAGGAGAUUGACAGGUUGAAGAGCAUGCUGCUCAGCUUUGAAAUGCGGCGUAAUCCCAGUCCAUCCCUUAGCGAUGAGAGGGAUGGAAAUCUUUCUGACAUUGUGCUACAGAACGAAUUAAAGGUGGAGCAGCUGACAAAGGACUGGUCGGAGAGCUGGAGCGACAAGAAGGAGCUGCUGGAGCAGUACAGCGUGGACAUCAACCGAGACCGGGCCGGAUUCCUCAUCAACUCCUUCCAACCACACCUGGUUACUCUGGAUGGAGAUGUUCUUAGCACCGGGGUCGUCUUUUAUCACCUCAGGGAAGGAGUCACCCACAUAGGACCUCAGGAUCAGUUUGAAGAACCACAGAUAGUUCUGCAGGGCAGUGCCAGCUGCGAGAUUGAAAACCACGGAGGUGUGGUUACGCUCACACCGCUGCCCGGCUCUGUCUGCCUGCUCAACGACAGAGAAGUCACUGAGGCCUGCAGACUGGCUCAAGGGAUGGUGAUCACCUUGGGAGGAGUGCACAGGUUCCGCUUCAACCACCCAGCAGAGGCAGCCGUCCUCCGGGAACGCAGACGGGCCAGUGAAGGUGGCAUGACCUGCACCUACAUUGAUCUUUGCCCCUUGACCCCUGACCACAGAAAUAGGGCAAUGCUUCAUACGUGUUUCAGUUCAGUUGGUGGAGAUGUCCAGCAGUGGAUUUUGCAGGAGAAACGGCGCCUAACAACUGUAGAGCUGAGAAUCACCAAAGAGUCUGGAGUUCAGACAGACCUUAUCCCCGCACCCCUCCUGGAGCCAGGGGCAAGUCAGGCAUCUGAGGACCAGGAAGGUCAGACAGUGGACCAUCCGUCCCCGGUGGUAAGGGCCAGGAAGAAGGCGGUGCAGGAGGAGCUACUAAAGCAUCACGCCCUUUGCCGCUCCGAGAGCCGCAUCCGUCGGAAAAAGUUGCACUACCAGCUGGAAAGAAUCGCCCGCAAGCGGCAUCUGUUGGAAGCUAAGAAGGAAUUGCAGCGACUGGAAAGGGCCCUGCCUCCAGGACCAGCCAGCCCAGAGUCUCCUGAGCUGGGGUCCCCCACAAAGCUCAAAGGAAGACCAUUUGUUUCUCGUAGACACUCAUUCUCAGCAGAUCUUCUGUCCCGGCUCUACCCACAGAACACCCCUAUCUUCAGACACUUCCUUAAGAGAAACAGAUCCACAGAACUGACGUCAAAUUCCUCCACGACUUCUGAUUCCAUUGGCAGCAGGGAGUGGGUUUCGGAUGAGUGUCUUCCACGGGAAAGAACCCAAAGUUGUUCCGGUACGUUCUUCUCAGGACAAAGUCAAACGUGCCGAAGUAGAGUAAGCUCUUCUGAAAAUAUCAGACAAGCUGCCAAAGAGGAGCACCAAGCUCCGCCCUGCCGGGAACGACCAGAAAGAAAACCUCUGCUGCCAAACCGAGGCCUGUCUUUCAAGAACAGAUCGGAUCAGAACUCAGUUACUCUGAAGUCACCACUUGGAACUAUUUUGCAGCCAGUCGGCAAUAAAAACAUACAUGAACCCACAGCACGCAAAACCAGUUCUCAGAUUGUCCCCUGCAUGAAUGAGUUAAGUCACAAAGGUAACAACAGACCAGAAACCACAGAGAAGACUUCCUCUCGUUCUGUUGGGCCCAGGUUAAAAAUGGCCCUGUCCAAAGUGUUCAGGAAACCACCAUCAGGUGUGACUGGAGGCCGAGGUCCCAAACCUCUGGGGAGAAUAGCUAGCAAAUUUUACUGGAAACAAAGAAGAGACAGGAGCCUUAAAGAUACCAAAAUUAGCCGAAGCAAAUGUGCUGUUAAAACAGCGGUCUCGUGUGAGGAGCUUGACCAAAGGACUCUGUCUGAGGACAUUAAACAAAGGCGGUGGCAUAGCACAGAGGCUCUGAUGAACAAGACCAGCACAUGGGUCGAGAGACAGCAGGGAUUGAUGGGAUGGGAGGAAGAGCAAGAAGACCGAGAUGAAGGAACGUCAGACUGUGAGAGCCUUUUCUCUCUUGAUUCGCUGUCCUCCGCUUAUGUGACAGCCUUAGCAGAGCAGCUGAGACACGAGGAAGCAGCUCAGAGUGAAGCAGAGAGCGAAGACAGUCAGAUGUCUAAGGAUUCAUUGGCUGUGGAGAGCAGUGGGAAAUACUCAACAGUGGAGAAACUUAGCCGAACAGUGGUGCCAACUUACUCAUUGGUGACAGAUUGCUCCCAUUCAUCCAUGCGACACAAUAGAACAGCAGAGAUCAGUUUAGACCGGGACAGCCCUCAGAAACCUCAGGCAAUCCCAGCAGAGGCGUAUUGGAGCCAGCAAAACUCCCCAAAAUCAAGACACAGUGGUGCAACAAGGAAGCCUCUUUCCCGCAACUCAUUAGUAGCAGAUUCCAGAGGCAGAGACACUGUACACAAAAUGAUUGAGGACUUUGGGAACAUGCAGACCACUUCGACCAUCAGCCCACGCUCCCUGAGUAGCUGCAGCGUGAUGGAGCCAGAAAACAUGCUGGCACUCACCGAUGCCUGGUCCUCCACUGACGCAGCAGAUAGUCCCAGAAUUUACAGAGACUCUCUGCCUUUCCAAAGAAAAAUGAUGUUCAAAGGUGUAGAGAGCAGCAGCAGAAGCAGCAGCAGUCCCAGUCCAACCAAUAUGAACCUCUCAGAUUCUCAGAGCGGAUCUAGAAGCUACAGCUCAACAUUCACCAGCACUGAGGGUGUAAAUGUAACCGUGCAGGAUCAACCCAGUGUUGAAAAUUCAAGGGGCGCAUUAGACACAUUCGAUUUUCAAGACUCUGAGAUUCUGACAACGCCAGAUGAAGCCCUGAAGGAAGUAGGAUGUUGUGUAGAACAAUCAGACGGACAAGUAGAAAAUAAGGGGAAGGCAGCUAUAGCUACUCCAGACUACAGCAGCAUCAAAAGCCCAGCAUCCUUACCAACCUUACAUCAAACCAAUCGUGUGUCACCCACUGAGAUCCUCUACACUAAACAACAAGAAUUACAGGUACAAUUGCUUCAGGUGUUCACAGAUGAACCUGACAUGGUGACCGUUGACACUACGAUGUCCUCUGACACUGAAAUGUGUAUGUCAGGUUGUCCGUCAGUAAUGCAUUUCUCUACAAGUCCUACUAACCAAGGUCCAGUAUUGAACAAGAUGUCUGACCCUGCAAGUGCUUUCAGACUGUCAACCGAAGAUGAAGCACUAUGCAGCCUAGAUGGUGCAACAGAAAAGUUGAAAAAUAGUCAGCAAUACGAGCUUGGAAACGCCAAAUAUGGAUCUAGGGAGGAAAUGUUGGAUGAGGCUGAAACCCAAGGCACUGAGCAGUACAUUGCACUACAGCAGGAGCUUGUUAAAUCAGCUUGUAAAAAUUCCAGGAAGAGGAACAAAGACCAACAGGAUGCUUUCAUGUGCAGCCUGAAAAUUCCAAAAAGGAGCAACAGCAGAGAGUUGGUAACUUUCUGCUCUGCAGCAGCUGGCAGCCAGGAUUAUAUUUGGCCUGAUGACAAUAAUAACACAAAAGGCGAACAGUCUGCCGUGCAUUCUGUUUGUGUUAAUGGCAGCGUUAGACAGGACAAAGUGGCUUCAGAGGUGUCGCCAGUUUCUGAUCCCAUGAGCAGGAAACUUGGACGGAUCUUUGAGGACUCUGAAUGUGGUGACAAUAGUCCUCAGAGUGGUACCUCUGCGGGAGAGAGGGAAGCCGUUGAAAAGGGAGAUGUAACAAUAAAGGCGGUAGCUGCAGAAACAAAAGCAGGGGAAUCACAAAGUCAUAACACCAGAAAACAUCAAGAAAACAGAAAACACAUAUGCAAGUCAGAUGCUAUUUGUAGUGCCAUUGACCUGAGAAUCUCAGAGGUGGUCAAAGAGCACAUGAGACUGUCAUUGAUUGGCAGCAAUGAUGACAGGAAGAGCAGGAGUCAAAGCCUGAAUGCUUUGUCAUCAUCCGUGUGUAAAUUUGGCUGUAAUAGUGAUGAAAAUAGAGGGACAGAAAAAGAGCUGAGAGAUAAAAUGAGUGAUCAGAUAAAGGAAGGAGCAAUCCUUGAACACCUUUCACUGGAAAGGUUAAGUGAAAACCCAGUGGACAACAGUGUGCACCUGGCAUCAGAUCUGCCAGCUCAAUUGAGGACUAGCCUUGAGAGCAACAUGCUUUUAUCUACUGAAGUAACACCGAAGAUUGACCAAGCUCAAAACUUCUCUGAUGUGACACCAAACAAGCUAGUAAUCGACCAUUGUUUUUUCCAAAACCCCUCUGCCAAAAACAUCCAAUCAAAUCUGACACCCAACAGCCACGGAGAGUCUGAGCACUCUGGCAACCCCACUUUGCAACCGAAUACGCCUAGUUUGUCCUCAAUGAGUGAUUCCUCCGAUAAUUCUCAAGGAACUGCUGUGGAGAAAGAUGCUAUGUGUCAAGAAGUGAAUGAUUCAGGUAAACAAAAAGUAACCUCUCAUCUUAAUCCCAUCAUUCAUGAUGCCUGCUUGAAUGAAGUGAACCUCCAGAGCUGUUUGGAUGCCCCUGCUGUGAAUCCUGAACUUCACAGAAUACCCCAUAAAAAACCUUCCACCAUGGGUGAUGCAAAAGAAAACUGCGGAUCUAAUCCCGUAAAGGAUGUCAAUGUGGAAGCCACAUUAAGUGUUGACUAUAAAGGUUGUUACUCGUACAAACGGAACGCUCCGAGGACGAUUCAACAUUUCCAAAAUAGUCCUGACGCAUCUGGAGCCAUACAAUCAUUAUCUGAUGGAGGAAGUCUUCAACUCAAACCACACAUACAUUACAGCAGCCAGAAGACACCCACUGAUGAGAAUGCCUCUAUGAAAGGGUUUGAUGUUUCUCCUGGCCGUAAUGGAAAUGGUGGAACAGUCAACACAAAAGGGGGUAAACCUUGUGUCACAGCACAGGAUGAGUUCAGCUGUCCACAGAGUCAUUUAAAUGACUUGGCUCAGACUUGUGUGGUCAAUUUGAAUUACAACAGCAAAUGCCAAAAUGUAUCAAAUUCACUGUGCAAAUUUGAUCAGGAUACUCAUAUUGACAGCCGACAAGAUUGGGCGGUGAAAAAAGACAAAGAGACAUUCACCCCAAAGAUCUUCGCAGAGUCAAAAUAUGAAGCAAGGAUUUCUGGUUCUAUGCAGCAACAACCCAAAAUACCACAGGGGAAUGCCGUCACAAAUACAAGUUGCUAUGGAUCUGUGAUGUCCAAAAAACAGGUUGAGCUUAACACACCUGGUGAUAAACAGGAGAAUCAUGCUCUGAUGUCUAAGAAGGCCAAGUCUAAGAGGUUCAGAAAGUCUAAGAUCCAGACUCAUCCCCCGUCUUCAUACGAGUCCUCUCUUAAGUCAUCAGAUGAGGAUGAGGAGGAAGACAUAACCACCAGAGGGCAUCACAGCCGGCUCUCCUCCAAAUGUGUAAAGCUUGGCGCUCAGAGUAAUGGCAAAGAAGAAGUCAGACAGGCUGCAGAUACGUCUACCACAGUGUCAGCGAGCAAAUUUAAAAUGAAGACUUGUUUUGCUGGAACUCAGGGUAAAAGUGAAGUUAAAGUCAUCAGAGAUUACUCCCAAAAAAGUCACUCUUUAUCCCCUCAAGCAUUGUCACAAAGGACAAAAAACAUCCUGUAUGCAAAGAAAAGUGAACCACAGCAGGACUCCCAUAUGCAUUUUGCCUCCAGUGACAUCAACCCGUUUGUUCACCAGUGGCAAGGCGACGACUCGGACCAACACUGUUAUAAGAACCCAGCAUUUGGGAGUGCUGCUGACCUAUCCUGUAAAUCUCCACUUUUGAACAGCGCUGAGAAACGUAUAACAAGAUGCUGUAGCGUUGACAAUGGUUUGAACAGGCAGAACUCUCCUUUCAAUUCACAUCUGAGCACUUAUGCCACCAACAAGGGACUCUCCAGUACGCUUAGCAGUAUGGAGGAUUAUAAGGAACAAGGGAACAAAACAUCUCCACUCCCGCCCUGUCAUCAGGCGUCCCUUGAUAUUCACAAUCAUAUAGCCAAUCUGACAGUGACCGGCAGUUCUUCAAGUGACAAUCAUCCUGGGGGUUUUGGUAACAACUCCAGUCAGGUGGAUGAAAUUAUGUUUGUGUACUCGUCUGAGCAAGAGUCUCAGGCAAGCAAAACACAGGCACAAAGAAGGAGGACAUGUGAGCAUGGCACUCAAACAGAGUGUGGCCUUCAGACGGUAAAUAUUGGUAACAGCAGUAGUGCUCCAAAGAGGAGAGAGCGGCACAAAAGGAGUAACACUGAUGUACCUGUAACACAGAAAACCAAAGUAGACAUUAAAGAAUCUCCAACGUGGGCCAGUAUGGAAAGCAUGUCGGCUCGCCUCUCAAAGCUUAUCGACAGCACCUCGGACCUGCUGGGGGACGUCCAGGAAAUGAGAACAGGCAAAGCCCUCCAGUCAAGUCUGAGGAGUGUCAACUUGUCAAAUAUGAGCAUGUCUUACAGUGAGUCUAAUGACUGCACACGGAGAGACUGCUCAACUCAAACAGCCAUAGAUGUUGGGAUCCAAACAGAAAGGUCUCCAACACCAGCAGAGAAGGUCGCAGCUCAUCACCCAGUGAGAGGUCCAAAACCUCAUGAAGUCAAUGUGAUAGUCAAAGUGAUUGGUUCUGAGGUUGUCAGUGUGUCCCAAGACAAAAAUGUGCACUGUGCGGUGAAGAGUACAGAUGAAAAGAUGCAGAGCAUGCCUGAGCUGAUCUUUAACACCUCUGCUGCAGCACAAAGGUCUAAUGGCCUUCUGAAAUCACUUCCUUUAAAGACUGCAGGUGAAUGUCAACGACGUGUAAGAUCUGCUUCUUCUAGAGGCUCAAAGCAAAGCACGCCCGAGGCACUGGGCCAAAAGAGUGUUACAGUAUCUGAAGUCUCCCGCAGAUCAUCAAAAAACGCCUACCAAGAAAAUCACAGUCCCUCUUUAAGAAAUGACCCAUCGCUUUUUUUAAAGAAACAAGCUACAUACACAGACCGUGCAUCAUCUCCCAUACUGACUGUGGGAGUAAGAUUGCAGAUGAAGCAGACAGUAAACCAAUCAACACUAAAUACACACCAUCAUUCUGAGAGAGACAGCCUUACUGUGUCUUCUAGCAAACACUUAGCUUGCACAGCUGUUUCAGAGGAUGAUCAAAUGCCCAGACCGGAUUGUGAUGUUUCCUCUUGUACAUCAGAGUCUGUAUCACUUGAGAAGGUGAGUGAAAUGAGUUGCUCAAGCCCUAAAGGCGCUGAUAAGUGCUCUAUAAAUUCAUCACUGGAUAGAUAUACAGAGACUGACAGGGGAAGUGUUACCUAUAAAGACUCCAAAUGGCAGAUGAGCUCUCAGCAGUGGCGGACUUCUGCUUCAACAAAAGAUUUAACUAUGCAGAACAACAUCUCUCCCAUAUUAAGACAGACUGAUGUGCACAAACAGCAGGCUAAAGCUAGACAUGGAAGAACAUCAAGACCUGCAGUUGAUUCUGGUGAUUUUUGCCCUGAUUCCUACAAUUCACCCCCGGUCAGCAGCAGAACGGUUCAACUCCAAGAGGACGAUGUGGUGUCGAUGGCACCCAGCGAGUGCAGCACAGACGUCCUCGUGAACAUUAAACCCAUCGCCAGUGUGUCCCAGUGUAAACACCACCAGAUGGACCCAGAAGACCUGCCCAUGCACAACAAGUUCACCAACUGGUCGGGCAUUAACCUUCAGCACUCACAACACUCCAACAAAGUGGCCACAUUUCCUACCAAAGAACACGACAAGAGCAGAAACUUUGCCCAGUGGGGCGAGAUGGAGAGCUGCGACUCAAAUGUAGAGUUCGCAGCCCAGAGCGGCAGAAGGACGAGAGAGAUAGAGAGGCUGCGACAGGAGAGAGAGCAGGUGAUGGCGACGGUCAACCUCAGCAUGAACCCGACACCGCUGACUGUGGAGCUGACAGAGGCUAAGCUACACUACGGCCUCGGAGAGACGGAUACACUGUUAAAGAUGCUGUCCCCGAGGACCAGAGAAGAGCUGGAGCCCCCGACCUCUGCAACUACCAAACAGCAGCUGUAUGCUAGACACCGCAGGAGUAUUGAAGGUUUAAGGCAGGACAGGGAGGAACGUCUCCAGACUUACCGGAGAGCUCGUAGUCUGAGUCCCAGCAAACAUCCCCGCUCCUCUCCACCAGAGGCUGGCUCCAAGGUGUCUGCCGCCAUGCCCAGUCGACGUAAAGAAUACCUGCAACAUCUCCGCCAAGAGGUGAUAGACAGCUCCAGAAUAUCAGACCCCCCACGAGGGGAGGGCCAGUGUCCGUCUGACAUUGAGCAGCUGUUGCGCGACUACGGCCGAGCCAGGGAGGAGGCCAGGACUGAGAUUGCGAAAGCACGAGAACGACUGCGAGAAAGGACUGAGCAGGAGAAGAGGAGGCUACAGCAGCAGGCCCUGUCUCAGGAAGCCAAGGACGACCCGAGGCAUCGGACAAGAAUCAGUAACAGCACCUUAUGCACAGGAUCCAGCAUGAGCCUUUCCUCUGGACCAACGUCGGGGUACAACAGCGGCAACACUGCCCAGCUACAGCAUGGCAACAGGCCACUUCUGACUGGACAGAUCACAGGGUUCCACGAGGAAGGGCUGAAGGUCAGGACACGUCCUCCUAUAUGUGGUCCACAAAGUGUGAAGUCACAGAGAGCCUGGCUGUCUGCCCAGGAUGUUCGCCUUGAGCCUCCUGUCACCGGGUUUGAGCCCCUGAUGACUUCAUCUCCAUCACCCCCAUCUUGUACACGUCACCGCAACGCCUCCUUUGGCUCCACCUCUUCCAUAUCCACAACCUAUCAGGAUAUCACAUCUAGUCUCCUCGGUCGAGCGCUGGCUGAGGUACAACUGGCUUCCUCUGGGGAUUUGAGCAACCUGCUAACGGGCAAGGCCACAGCAGGCUGGAGCUACCAGGGAGAAGAAGGAGGUAUCCAGGCUUACUACAAGCCCUCCUCCAGCCCAUCUGUCCAUGGUUUCCUUGGGGCCGGGGAGCUGGACAGACCCCUGGACAGUCUGUGGAACAUCAUCUGCCAGCUGUCCAAGAGCCACAUGUAUCAUCAGUCGCUCCGUUCUGUCUGGACACGACCACUAGAUGACAGCACUCAGCUGGUUUAUAUACUAACGGAUCCAUCCACCUGCCACCUCAGCCAGCCGCGGGACUUCUGCUGCAUCAGCACCGAGUCCAAACAGGGUGGCUUGUCUGUGCUGGCAAUGCAGUCUGUGUUCGAGGAGUCUCUGCCUCGUCCCAGUGUGGAUGCCGUCCGUGGGGAGAUGAUGCCCAGUUGCUGGAUCCUGCAGCCAAUUAGACUGGAUGGACAGGAAGCCACCAGGGUCAUCUACCUGCUACAGGUGGACCUAGGAACUCCAUCCUUUCCUCACCGACUGUUGAACACUGUUUCCAGAAGACAGGCAGCUGUCAUCGCUGAUCUGGACGCUUUCCUCGCUAAAUCCACAGGACUCACGAAGACUCUUUAGACUAAACUGUCUCCAGCAUGGAGUUAGUCUGCCUUUUUAAAUUUGCACCUGAAAUGUAUUUACUUGAUUUGUUUUUAUUAUUCUAAGAGCACUGUUGUAUUGUUUCCUAGUUACAAAGUUGAAGCAGCUUUCUUUUUUCUUUUUUUAUAUGAAGGUAUGUUUUUGAUAAAAUAUUGAAACUGUAUUUUUAUAUAUUUGUGAUGUACAUGAAUGCUUGUAACAAUCAUAAUCCCAUUUUACCAAAGAUUGAUUAGAAGUCUAAGGGACUUGGCAUGACACAUGCUGUGUAGCCUCGGAUAGUUAGUCAUCAAGCUGUCUAAGCCUAAACAAAGUUUCCCCACCUAAUUGAUCCAUUCAUGUGAUGACAUAUUUAUAUUAUAAUAUUUAUAAACUGAUAAGUAUCAGCUAUUUAACUCCCUUAAUUCCCUGUUAGCAACAUGGUGUCUAUUGGGUUCUACCAUAUUAUAACAGCCAAAUAUGUUAAAGUCAGCAAGGACAUCCUAGCUAGAGAACGUUUAAAUGGAAGUCAAAGAGUCGGUCAACAGAUAGUCAAAGGUUCCACUGAUUUGAUGUAUAGCUACUAUAUAUAUCUAUUUUCACCUGUGUUUACUUUCUAGAUGGAUGGAUGGAUGGAUGGAUGCAGCCAGCUUUGUUCUUAGAGGCACAUAUCAAUAUAGCUGAGAUUAGGACCAUAAACAGAAGGCAGUAUAACAUUGUCUGGGUCAUGCAGUUUUUGCAAGCACUUAAAUGCUUUGUUUUCACCUAGACGAUGGUGGGGGAGGGGGGGGUUGCCAGAUAUGACUAAAUGAAAGCUGGAACACUGAGACAUACUUAGGGUGGAAAGUAUUUGUAGGAAGGAACUAUUUGCAAAUACUAUGUACUGUAACCCUGAUUUGUAUGUACUUAUAUCAUCGGGCACUGCAUAUUUUAACCACUCAAACACCUUAAUUCUGCAGAAGAUUUACGUCAAAUGUCCGUUAACAUUUUUGCAGCAAAAGGGGGUAUGAUCAAAAAGUAUACAGAGGGACUGUAUGACAAAUUGUUAGGGGG